CUCGUAGUUUCUCCGAGUCUACGAAAAACAAAAAUAGCUGCUUUGCUCCUCUGUUUUCAGCUUCUCCAUUUAUCAACAAUCCUUUUUUUUUUUUUUCCGAUUUAUCAUCUCUAGUUUCAAUCACUCUUUCGUUGUAAUUGAAAUGAAUAGUUAUUUGUAGAAUCAUUGAAUCCUUUUUUUUUUUGAAAAUUUUUAUCAGUUCUCUUCAUCGUUCUGUGAAAGAAUGCCGUCAAAGCGAAUAAAGUAAGGAGUUAAACACAAAAAAGGAAACAAAUAAGCCAAAAUGCGAACGCUUUGCGACGUUUGUGAGAGCGCCGCGGCGAUCAUUUUCUGUGCUGCCGACGAGGCCGCUCUUUGCCGUUCCUGUGACGAAAAGGUUCACAUGUGUAACAAGCUUGCAAGUAGACAUGUGAGAGUUGGGUUAGCUGACCCCAGUGAUGUCCCACGCUGUGAUAUAUGCGAAAAUGCACCUGCUUUCUUUUACUGUGAAGUAGAUGGCAGUUCCCUUUGCUUGCAAUGUGAUAUGAUUGUACAUGUUGGAGGUAAAAGGACCCAUGGGAGAUAUCUCUUGUUGAGGCAGAGAGUUGAGUUUCCAGGGGAUAAGCCUGCUCAUUUGGAGGAACUCGGGUUGCAACCGGUUGAUCCAAAUGAUUUUCCAGGGGAUAAGCCUGCUCAUUUGGAGGAACUCGGGUUGCAACCGGUUGAUCUGAAUGAUGUAAGGAAGGACCAAAAAUGGCAACCUAAUUUUGCAGGGAGAGAGAACCAGCAAAAUCAUAGACUCUCUCUUGUUCCGGCGCUUGACGGUAAUGGUGAUGGAGAUGGAAAGGUAGGUAAUAAGUUGAUUGAUCUAAAUACCAACCCCCAACGGCUGCAUGACCAGGCUUCAACGAUUCAGGAGCAAGCCAUGGAUGUUUCAAGUGACAAUAAUCAUGACUCUGCAAGUGUGGUCCCUGUUGGAUCCUUCAAAAGAGAGCCUGAUAAAUGAUCUAGAUAUUGGUGGACACAUGGUUUAAAGGCUCUCUGCUUCUUCUGUUACAUUCCUUGCCCCAUGAACAAGUAAAAAAAAAAAAAAGAGUCAACUUUUGGAGAGGAGCUUUACCAUGUAACGUAGUGAAGGUAUGUGACAUUUUACACUUUUAUAUACAGCCUUGAGAAUGCCAUUGGUUGCCAAAAGCUGAUAACUGAUAUAUAUGUAUAUAUAAAGAUUUUAUAUUUUAGGUAACACACCUUACGAAUGAAUCGAAUGUUGCCACUUAAUUAAAAAAAAAAGAGUUGUUUGCGUGUUUUCUUUUA
Gossypium raimondii (Peruvian cotton) is the source of this 1293-nucleotide messenger RNA. Its product is annotated as B-box zinc finger protein 19. Gene Ontology annotation, molecular function: zinc ion binding. The record is from RefSeq and is a predicted model, not a curated record. Gene Ontology annotation, biological process: photomorphogenesis; regulation of DNA-templated transcription. The transcript is spliced from 7 exons. Lineage: Eukaryota; Viridiplantae; Streptophyta; Magnoliopsida; Malvales; Malvaceae. Gene Ontology annotation, cellular component: nucleus. The coding region runs from base 284 to 985 and encodes 233 amino acids.